This is a messenger RNA of Neodiprion fabricii, 3144 nucleotides long. RefSeq lists its product as uncharacterized. NCBI's taxonomy places the organism in Eukaryota, Metazoa, Arthropoda, Insecta, Hymenoptera, Diprionidae. The record is from RefSeq and is a predicted model, not a curated record. Bases 291 to 3134 code for a protein of 947 amino acids. The transcript is spliced from 7 exons.
UCCUCGUAAGGUUCUAUCUACGACAGCGUUUUGCCGCUUUUCGAGGAAUUGGAAGAAUCUAACGAAUACAAGGAAAAUCUUGAACCAUCACUGUGUAUAUUAAUCUUGUCAAAGUGUCCGAAUUCGUCAAAGUUUUUGGAGAUCUUGGACUAUUUUUGAAAACUAUAAUACAAUUCUUGAAGGAUGAAAAAAUUGAAGGUACUGAACAACACGAUGUAGCUUAUCAUGUCUGGCAGUUCAAGUUCGGCAGUGAAUACGACGGGGCUCGCCACUUCCUAGCAGUCACAGUCAUGGAAAAUGUGACAGCGAAUUGUGAAACCGAGCAGCACUCCAAAAGAGGACAAUUUAUACUUGGACCACAAUUUGGACAGCCAAUGCAGCUAACACCGCUAUGGCAAUAUGUGGUCCGCACCAGGCAAUUUCCACCUACUAUCGACCCGGAAUAUACUUUUCAUGAAAUAUCGCAAAGACUACGAGAUCCUGAGUGGGAAGUUCGUCAGCAUGCUCUCCGCGUCCUCGUCGAUGCUCUGCCUGCUGUCGAACAGAACUCUGUCGACAAGUUGAUGGUCCCAGUGUUCCCAGAACUAGUGACAAAUUUAGGCCAUCCAGCACCAGCUGUGAGAAAAGGCGCACUGGAUACUCUCCAAGUUUAUCUUUGCUGCAGCCAAGACACGAUGAAGAUGUUUCAAAAGAUAUUAGACAACGGUUUCAACCGUCCCGAUGCUCUGGAUAAUCUUCAAAGUAACAUCGGCGUGGGGGUGAUCGUCGGCAUUCCUUCACUGCUCUUCUCAUCGGCUGGUAACUUGAAACCCUCAAAAGAAAUGUUGAAGUUCACUAUAAACGCACUGGCUUCACGUAUGGUUCAAGUUACUCACCAGGAAGCUGUGUUGAGAUCUCUGGCGCAAAUACGCGAGAAGAUUGGAACUGGCGAUUUCGAUUCCAACCUGUUGGAUUAUAAUGCAAACUUGAAACGUGACUUUGAAGUUCUUUGCGAAGUCCAUAACGUAAAGAUUUCCAAAGAUAAGAAUGUGGGGUUGAAUGACCAUCAGAAGUAUGAGGAAGUUGAAGAAAUCGUACCACUGAUGGAGAAGUGGGGUAGUGAUAGUGAUACUUGCGGUGCAACAAACGAUGGUCGUAACCAAUACGACGAACACAAUGAUGUCCUUGUUGAAUUAAUUUCACCGGCUCGCGUUGUUGUAGAAACUGAGAUAAAAUUUUACUCGGAAACGGCGAUCUCAAAGACAAUAUUAGAGGAAGAAAAGAAUAAGAAAAACGAGGCGGACACCGAGUCUGAUUCUGUAAGUGAAAGUAAUUUCAGCGAUGAAGACGUGGGAAUAGUUCAAAUCCUAGAAGACAUUAUUCCCGAGAAGCGGAAUAUUCGGAGGCGGGUGCAUUUCGGCGGAGAAGUCGUCAAGCUCCGAACACCGGAUACCGACGAUGAAAUCAUAGGUCGUACACCAGAAGUGCCCAAGACGAGGAUACCUGUUCCGGUGCAUCCAGCUACCAAAAUGCCCUUGGAUCGCCGGCGGUCUCACUCCAGUGACAUUAGUCCUAAUCGCUUUAAACACCCAAGGAGACGGUCGCUUUCGAGCAGUUCAAAAAGAAAAGUCUACACACAUAAUGCACUCCUGAGACCGCAAAAAAGCAUCCUGAUGAAAGCAAACAGCCCGCUCUACGUUGUUCAGCCAGUGGAACCAAGGAAAGAACACAAAUGGGAUUACCACGAUAAGACAUCCUCAGCUGCUGAUGAUAUUCAAAUAAAUCUAAUGCAUUCGGAGCAGAUCAAGGAUGGUGAAGUCCCGAAACAGAGUAUAAGUAUUGUGGAAAAUGGCGGAAAAGUAAUGAGCAAGAACGAAGAGCAGACAUAUCACUCUAACGACAAGAAAAAGGAAACGAAGAAAAUCGUGGAAAGUGUUAGUUGCAGUCAAAAACAAGGCCUGAUUAAUAACAAUUUUGGUGUGAAAAGUCGGGAUGCACGUGGCAUAUUGCAAUCGGGUCAAAUAUCAAUACGAGCAAGUACGCCUCGGAAAUCUUCAAAGUGUCCAUGCCAGCCAUCCAGCCGUAUCAACUUUGACGUAUUUCCGAAGCAGGAGAGAAAUUACAUAUUAAUGGAGCUCUCAAGUUCGGAACGAAAAACUGACGUUGAAAAAAAUGCCUCGACGAACGAGUCGAGUGCUGAUUUCUCGCGAUUUACUCAGGUCGUAACCGACGCGUUAUUUGGCAUGAAUAUUUCAACACCGCGAGCAGAAAUCCUAGCUCUUGAUCAGUUUCUAAAUCAUAGGAUUGAUAGCGCACAGACAGGCACAAAUCAGAGAUCUGCAGGCUUACAUGUGAAUUGGUCAGAGUCACGCAAUAUCACAUCCAGAAGUUCGCAGGAUUUACAUAGUGAAAAAUCAGUAAUACCUUUCGCGGCAAAGAAGAGUUCCGAAAGAAAUUUUGGUCAGUUGCCAAGAGACGUUGACGCAACAUCGACUAGUUCUGCUUGUAACAAAAAAAGUGAAAAUAAUGUCUAUGCCCCAAAUAUUGUACUUCAUAAAAAUCAAAGUUUUCGGGAAUUGGCAGUCGGUGAUGGCUGUGAUAAAUCUACUCUGGAUGAAAGUGAGAGUUUGAAUUGCAGUAGCAGCGAAGGUGACGUCGAGAAACCGGUCUGGAAAAAACUGGGGCUUGUCGAUCCAGUAUCCUUAAAUGAUGUUCAUAACAAGAUUGAAUCGAAAACCAAUCUUCUGCUACGACUGGGGGCAGCAACAAAAAUGAAAUCUCGAAUUCCUGUUUUGCGCUCUCGCUAUCAACGACUGUUGACGACGGAAGCACGUCCAGGAAAUUUGGAUGGCUGGGGAGCUGGCUUUCGCGUGGCAGCCAGAAGUGGGGUUGCAUUACACGAUAUUUCGUGCCAGAAAACACGGUGUUCCGAGUUGACCCAAAGGAGCAACGUUAGCUAUGUUUCCAUGUACCAUCGCCGAAAACCCCUCACCAAGAGAAGCAUUUUUCAAGUUUUGCAACCCAUGCCAGAUGCUGUGAAACAGUGUUCUUGUCCGAAGCUGCGGCAUCAGCCGAGUACGCCAUCGAGGAAACUUCCUACGCACGUCAAUAGGGAUAUGAGAAUUACCAAGCAGCAAUCAAGCGAAGAUGUGUGACAAACGCGCA